This is a messenger RNA of Aspergillus alliaceus, 1680 nucleotides long. RefSeq names its product SNG1 family protein. The record is from RefSeq and is a predicted model, not a curated record. Bases 122 to 1663 code for a protein of 513 amino acids. NCBI's taxonomy places the organism in Eukaryota, Fungi, Ascomycota, Eurotiomycetes, Eurotiales, Aspergillaceae. Gene Ontology annotation, cellular component: membrane. The transcript has a single exon.
AUCCGAAGCUCCCGGCAGAAAACAUUCAAUCCCUUCUUUUCCUGACGGGUCAGCAUUUAAGCCAAUUAGUACCGUGGCACUAACAGAAGACUAAGUGUAUAACGAUGCCUAAUAAGUUAUAAUGAUGCAGUUCUAUCCUAAAGCUCGACAGCGUCGCUUGAGCAUCUCCAACCCGGCGGUGCGUCGCUCGAGGCUACAAUUCCUCAAGCUCGCGGGCCUUAACUUUGCCCUGCUCCAGCUACUUUUCCUCGCUUUGUUUUCAUAUCUCUUCGGCUCUCUCUUUCGCCAAACUGACCAUGUUCAUAACAUAAAUGUUGUCUUCGUGGAUUACGAUGGUGGUCUCAUCGGAACUGCCGUUCGCCAGGCCUACCAACAGCUGGAAGGAGAAGGGUUCCCUACGUUGAUUGAACGAUCACCACAGCAAUUCGAGUCGCCAACGACCCUGCAGUCCGCAGUGUGUAAUGUCGACUAUUGGGCCGCACUUUACACCACCCCGAACGCUUCAGACCGACUAGCCACGGCACUAACAGGCGGCGAUGCUGCAUCUUACAAUCAAAGCGACGUACUAAUUUAUAUCUGGAACGAGGCGCGGUAUUCGACAGUCGCCGAUUCGGCAAUCGCUAGCAAUCUUGACAGUUUAUCGCAAACAGCACGCGUCGCAUAUUACCAGCUCAACGGCACCGGUGCGCUUCAGGCGCUCCCGAGGACAGACGCCGCAGCCGUCGAGGUCUUCACCUCCCCAUGGACCCUAACCGCAGUAGACAUACAGCCCACCAUCCAGGGCUCGCGACUGAUCUACAACACCCUCGUCUUCAUCCUGAUCCUAAUCCAGGACUUCUUCUUCCUGGGCACAGUCAACGGCCUCUACGCACAACUGAACCUCUGGAUGAAGCUAUCCCCAAAACGCAUGGUCACCUUCCGCCUACUCCUUUCCGCCGCGUAUACAUUCGUCGGCUCCCUCUGCGCAGCAGGCAGCAUCUGGGCCUUCCGCAAAGGAUGGCACGUCAACGGCAACCAGUUCGUCCUAACCUGGAUGGCAAUCUGGCUGUUCGGCCACCUGAACUUCCUGACCCUAGACGUCUUCACGGUCUGGCUACCCCCUCCGUUCGUGCCCAUGGCUCUCAUCACAUGGAUCGUGUUGAAUGUAACCUCUAUACUACUCCCGUUCGAACUAUCCCCGGCCUUCUACCAAUGGGCCUAUGCCCUCCCCGCGCACGCGUUGUAUCAAAUCCUCAUCGAUAUCUGGUCCGGCGGAUGUAACCCGCAGCUCGGUUAUGCGCUGCCUGUCCUCUUCGCAUACGAGCUAUCGAGUUUAACCUUAAGCUGUAUUGGGGUAUAUCGACGCUCUCAUCUUGCCUUUGUCGCGAAUGAGGGGGAAGAGAAGAAGUUGCAGGAGUGUAUUGCCGCGACCUUAGCGGAGAAGGACGAACCGGCGGUGCUAGAGAAGUCGACGCCAAGACGGGAAGAUGAAGCUGGCGAAGGUGCGGCGCCAACGGAUGAGGAGGGUACUCUGGAGUCCGGUGCGCCGAUGCGCAGAUUGAGAACGAUCCCUACUUCGACUGAGCGACAGGAAUUGGUGGACCGGAUCACUCGGGAAACGUCGCGACUACGUCGUGAGAGGACUGUUGAACGAGGGCCGAAGUUUGAUCUUGUUGGAGAGUGAUACUGGGUUUAGUACUG